Messenger RNA from Suncus etruscus (white-toothed pygmy shrew), 2919 nucleotides. RefSeq names its product chloride voltage-gated channel 1 (gene CLCN1). The transcript is spliced from 23 exons. NCBI's taxonomy places the organism in Eukaryota, Metazoa, Chordata, Mammalia, Eulipotyphla, Soricidae. Gene Ontology annotation, molecular function: voltage-gated chloride channel activity. Gene Ontology annotation, cellular component: membrane. Gene Ontology annotation, biological process: chloride transport; transmembrane transport. The coding region runs from base 1 to 2919 and encodes 972 amino acids. The record is from RefSeq and is a predicted model, not a curated record.
AUGGAGCGUUCUGGGUCCCAGCUGCGUGGGGACGAGCAAAGCUGGUGGGGGAGUGCUCCCCAGUACCAGUACAUACCCUUUGAACACUGCACCAGCUACGGACUGCCCUCAGAGAACGGAGGGCCUGAGCACAGGCUCCGAAGGGGCGCAGGACCCCGCCCCAACACGCACCCCACACAGAUUUAUGGCCACCACAAGGAGCAAUUUCCUAAGAAGGAGCAGCACGUACAAGAGCCCACGACAACAACCAGCUCCCGUACCUCUGAGGACAGCAAGGAGGAGGAGCAUUAUUCUAAAUGUCAAGAUUGUAUCCGCCGCCUGGGACGCAUGGUGAGAAGACAGCUGGGGGAAGACUGGAUCUUUCUGGUGCUGCUGGGACUCCUCAUGGCCUUAGUUAGCUGGUGCAUGGAUUAUGUCAGUGCCAAAACCCUUCUGGCCUACAAGUGGACCUACUACCGCAUGCAACCCAACCUGCCCCUGCAGUACCUGGCCUGGGUCACCUUUCCACUGGUUCUCAUCCUCUUCAGUGCUCUGUUUUGCCAACUCAUCUCGCCACAAGCUGUUGGCUCUGGGAUCCCCGAGAUGAAGACUAUUCUGCGUGGGGUUAUCCUGAAGGAGUAUCUAACCCUCAAGGCCUUCGUGGCCAAGGUGGUGGCACUGACAGCUGGACUGGGCAGCGGCAUCCCAGUGGGGAAGGAGGGCCCUUUUGUCCACAUCGCCAGCAUCUGUGCAGCUGUGCUCAGCAAGUUCAUGUCAGUCUUCUGCGGGGUCUAUGAGCAGCCCUACUAUUACACAGACACGCUGACAGUGGGCUGUGCGGUGGGCGUCGGCUGUUGUUUUGGGACACCACUUGGAGGAGUGCUCUUCAGCAUUGAAGUCACCUCUACCUACUUUGCUGUGCGCAAUUACUGGAGAGGAUUCUUUGCAGCCACCUUCAGUGCCUUUGUUUUCCGGGUGCUGGCUGUGUGGAACAAAGAUGCUGUCACCAUCACGGCUCUCUUCAGAACCAACUUCCGGAUGGAUUUCACCUUUGACCUGAAGGAACUCCCAGCCUUCGCCAUCAUUGGGGUCUGUUGUGGGCUCCUAGGAGCAGUGUUUGUGUACCUGCACCGCCAGGUCAUGCUGGGUGUCCGCAAGAACAAAGCCCUGAGCAAGUUUCUGGCUAAGCAUCGUUUGCUGUAUCCCGGAAUCAUUACCUUUGUCAUCGCCUCUUUCACCUUUCCACCAGGAAUGGGCCAAUUUAUGGCUGGAGAGCUGAUGCCUCGGGAAGCCAUCAGCACUCUCUUUGAUAACCACACCUGGGUGCGACAUGCUGGUGACCCAGAAAGCCUGGGCCUAUCAGCUGUGUGGCUCCAUCCACAGGUCAACGUGGUCAUCAUCAUCUUCCUCUUCUUCAUCAUGAAGUUCUGGAUGUCCAUCGUGGCCACCACUAUGCCCAUUCCCUGCGGGGGCUUCAUGCCUGUGUUUGUGUUAGGAGCUGCAUUUGGGAGGCUGGUAGGUGAAAUCAUGGCCAUGAUAUUCCCUGAUGGUAUCUUAUUUGAUGGCAUUCUCUACAAGAUCCUGCCUGGGGGCUAUGCAGUCAUUGGAGCAGCAGCCCUGACUGGUGCAGUGUCCCACACAGUCUCCACAGCUGUGAUUUGCUUCGAGUUAACGGGUCAGAUUGCGCACAUCCUACCUAUGAUGGUGGCUGUUAUCUUGGCCAACAUGGUGGCUCAGAGCCUACAGCCCUCCCUCUAUGACAGUAUCAUCCAGGUCAAGAAGCUACCCUACUUGCCUGACCUCGGUUGGAACCAGCUCAGCAAAUUUACAAUCUUUGUUGAGGACAUCAUGGUGCGUGAUGUGAAGUUUGUUUCAUCUUCUUGCACGUAUGGGGAAUUGAAAGCCCUACUCCAGACCACCACAGUCAAGACUUUGCCAUUGGUUGAUUCCAAAGAAUCCAUGACCCUGCUGGGAUCUGUGGAACGGUCAGAGCUGCAGAACCUGCUACAGCGACACUUGAGCACCGAGCGGAGGCUGCGCACAGCCCAGGACCUGGUCCGGAAACUAUCAGCGUUGCCUUAUGAUGGGAAGGCCCCUUCAGGAAUCUGGCCCCUGGGCCGCCCUGAGUCGUUUGCCUUUGUGGAUGAGGAUGAAGAUGAGGACUCCUCUGGGAAGCCACAGGAAUCUCCACUCCCGCCUCCUCAUCACUUUCCUCCUGUUCCACUGUCCCUAGAGGAGCCCAAUGGGCCACUGUCCAGCCCCAAACAACAGCCAGAGGCACCGGAGCCUGCAGGCCAAAGGCCUUCUGUCUUUCAGACUCUGCUGCGCUGUUUGUUGGGUAGAACUCGGCCCCCAAAGAAGAAAGCACCUCAGGAUGCAACCAACUUAGUGGACACCAUGUCCCCUGAAGAGAUUGAGGCCUGGGAGCAGGAGCAGCUGAGCCAGCCUGUAUGCUUUGACUGCUGUUGUAUCGACCAGUCUCCUUUCCAGUUGGUAGAGCAGACAUCCCUGCACAAGACUCACACGCUCUUCUCACUCCUGGGCCUCCACCUGGCCUACGUGACCAGCAUGGGGAAGCUCAGGGGCGUGCUGGCCCUGGAGGAGCUCCAGAAGGCCAUUGAAGGCCACACCGAGUCUGGGCUGCAGCUUCGCCCACCCCUAGCCAGCUUUCGGAAUACAACUUCAACUCGAAGAAAUUCUGGGGGUCUGGCCCCUUCUGUGGAGCCCUGGAGUGUGCCUGAGGGCCCCACUGGUGCAGAGAAGAUGCCAGACCCUGUCUCUUCACCAGAGCCCCCUCUCUCCCAGGCUCCAGCCAAAGCAGGGGAUGAACUGGAGGAGCUGGAGCUGGUGGAGGGGCCUGCACCCCAAGAUGAGCUGGCUGACAUCUUACAGGGCCCUAGCCUGCGGUCCACGGAUGAGGAGGAGGAACUGAUGCUGUGA